CAGGGGUGCCACCGCCCAGGGGUGGCCCCCCUCCCCCCCUCAAUGCCUGCCAGGCCGCUUCCGUAGCCAUUUUGGCUCGAGCCAUUUGGGCUCCAACACUUUGGUGUCAAGUGAAGCGUGCCCUGGUGAAUGGCGCGUAUCUAGGUACCGAAAGCCACAGGGUCGCGAGCCAAAUGGCCGCUGAUAUCCUGCGCUUCGAGUGCGUGCAGAUCCAAUGUCCAACCCACUGCAACUACCUUGGCAUGUGCCCAGGUGACUCUGAUGCGAAAGUGUACGGUGCGGAGGUUUGCUCUUAUUGGGAGAAUUAUGCAUACGUGUCUUUCCAAUCGGUUGCUCUUGGCAACUACCUCUGCGUGUGCCCAGGUGUUUCUGAUGCGAAAGUGAUCGGUACCAAUAAUUGUUUGGCCUAGGAACACUUUAAGGUAAUCGACCAAGAAGAUGGAUACGUUUCGCUCCAAUCGGCUGCUCAUGGCAACUACCUCUGCAUGUACCCAGGUGACGAUGCGAAAGUGGUCGGCACCAAAAACUGUUCGGCAUGGGAACGUUUCAAGGUCACAGGCAAGAAACGGGAAAUGGAUGUCCGUUCUGGACGCUGGUAUUCUCAUUACCGACACUCCGUCUUCGCCACCAUUGCAAACGCCAAGGUUUUGGGAUGUGAGAGGACUAGGCUUGUGCAAGUAAAACCUCCUUUAGUGUCCUCGGACCAAUUUGGAGGUGGCGGCGCUGAUGGUUGACAGAUAUGAUGUCUACCGCCAGAAAAGGGCGCCUUUGUUUGAUCAUGCCGGAGUAGAACGGAUCACCUACGACAGCAUCACCACCUGCCAAGUAUCGAAGGAUGAGUUGGCAGACAUGCUCGCAGUCUAUUCAGACAAGGGACAUUGCGCUAUCGUGACAUCUUGCGCGGCGCCUCAUUUCGAGGACGUCGAGGGUAUCGUCGCAACGCACAACCUCACAGCAGGUCGUCGGACACUGCAGAAGGUUCUCAUCGACUGGGCUACAGCCAGAGACAUGUACAAGAACCCGAACAGGGAUUGAUAACACCAUCGGGGUCACUCGCAUUUUCUCAGUAGUCGCCCCCUCCCGCACGCCAAGCCUAGGCCUGGCGCGUCUAGACAGUAGAUGGGGCGUUGGCAGCAGCGGACACAA
Molecule: messenger RNA, 1146 nt
Organism: Prorocentrum cordatum
Lineage: Eukaryota; Dinophyceae; Prorocentrales; Prorocentraceae
Source: the annotation of a GenBank genome assembly